ACAGCAAACGAUUUCACUUUCCAGCUGAUAUCGAAAUUUAAUCCUUCAAGAAAAAGCCGCAAUCGCAGUUUAGGGCUUCAUGGCACGACACGAUGAUAAUUGUCGUCGGCUCCAACUCGUACUCGCAACACAUCGAACUGUCGUCUGGUCUCUCAUAGCUUGGAUUACCUUCAUGGUACCGGUGCUUUCGCAUGCAAUUUAAUAGCGAAUCGGCCGAGUCGGACGACGCCCCAGUUCUCCUCAGAGAUAGAGACUGUCCCAUCCCGGUUAAAUCAGCAUAACCGAGUCAUACUCGUAAUAGAAAAUCCGAUAACUCAUUAUAAGCGGGAAAAUAUAAAAGGCAUCUAGUCUCUCGUUGCAUUGCGUUCAAACCUGCUCCCCUCUCUCUUUCACUGUUCGUAAUGGCGAUAGACCAAAUCGAAGAGGUUAUCAAACCAAUGGAACCUACGAUAUUAGGAUCUCAGUUGUACUACGAGCUUCUACCGACGGAUCUACUGAUUGGACUAUCAGUCGAAACUUUACAUGUCAUUCCAGGACCACUUGAGACUUCUGGUUUUCUAGAUGCGUUGUCUAAGACUUUGUCUGUCUAUCCUUUAUCUGCUGGCAGAUUUGAACCGUCAAGCGAACCUCGGGGCAAAUGGAAGAUUCGUCUGACGAACUCUGGAGUCCCACUCAAAUUCCUCACUAGUAAUGCGGACCAGAUCAUGCCCGACAACAGAGUGAUCCAGAACCAAGGUGUUGCGUCCUUAGUCGAGAAAGUGAAUGUCACCAAGAUCCUCAGGCCAUACAAUGAUGAGCCUCUGGCGCGGUUCACAAUCAUCUAUUUCGUCAAGAUUGGAUAUACUGCCAUCGGAUUUUCUCAAUAUCAUCCCCUUGGUGAUGGCUAUACUGUAAUCAAGUUCCUACGACACCUUUCUCAAAACUACCAACGCUUACCAGAGCUGGACCCGCCUCCUUCAUACGAUCCUCCAUAUUCCCCAACAUCUCCCUAUUUAUAUGGCUACUCAUCUCCGAAAUAUCCACGCGACACGCUAACAACGUACAAUCUUGACUUCCCCAUCAUUGACGGAGGAAUACCUCCACUCAAAGGAAAUCGCAACGAAGAGGCGUCACACGUUGUCAUCCACUUCAAUGCGAAGAUGAUCGAGAAUGUGCAUAAGGCUGUAUUGAGGCUGGCGGAAGCAGAUAAAGGUGAUAAUGUGGGAAACAUGGUUUUCUCAAAACAGGAUACUCUUAUUGCACUUUUGGUAAGAGCUUUCACGAUAUCUGAUCCGGACAACGCGAUUUCGGAUAUCGUUACUCUCUUUAUGUUCCGGGGAAUCGGUGCUACCCUUCCAACCGCAGCCUGUAACGCCCUACUUUGUGCCCUCACUGAUCCCCCCAGUUGCGAUCCUAUGGAUGAACCUAUAGAAUCUGUAGCAACACGCAUCAGACUCGCUCUCCAAAGGAUGAGAGACCCGGAGUUUCUGGAAGCAUACGCAGCCAAAGUAAGAGAUCAAAUGCAAAACAUUUCGGAUGCGAACAUCGACUGGGAUUUGACCCCACAACGAGGUCAAAUGUUUGUGAACUCAACUUGGCGUUUCGAUUGGACCUCACCACAUUUCGGUUAUCCUUCUCAAACUCAGUUUUUCCAUACGAUUUUGCAAAAACCUCGAUACCUCAAGAUCGUCCAACCAAAUCCAACUCGCCUUGCUGAUGGCUCUUGGAAGACGUACAACGGCGAUGCAGAAGUGACAUUCUCCCUAUUGAAGAACCGGACAGGUCAGUUUGACGAAGCGUUGCAUGGGGAAUUGAAGGCGUUGGGUAUUGAAGAACAGCCAGAAAUUGUAUAUGCCGAUAUCGUGGUCUAAUAGGUGAUCAACGUGCGUAGAAAUCAGCUUAUGAUUAUGGGUUUAUGCUUCACCUUUCAACCUUACGUUGAACUGGCAUUACGGCCUCUUGUACUCACGAUCAUAAAGAACUGUCAACUGAUGACUCAGUUGCUCGUUGCCCUAG
Molecule: messenger RNA, 1995 nt
Organism: Somion occarium
Lineage: Eukaryota; Fungi; Basidiomycota; Agaricomycetes; Polyporales; Cerrenaceae
Source: the annotation of a GenBank genome assembly